AAUGUUAUUGUAAAAGAACUUGCUUCUUGUACUGUUGAGAAUAAUGUACCAACCAAUGUUUCCAGUAAUACAUUAGACCACUGCAAGAAGCGAAAAAUCGAUGUAACUAACUUCUUAGCUCCUGUUAAAAAGGUAUACAACAUGGAUACAGUUUCAUCUACAGUUAAAGAUAGUGCUCAGGUUAAUUUUGUUGACGAUGAUGAGAGUUUUCACAUCUCAAAGCUUUUUGAAGCAGGUGAAAGUACCAAUGGUGAUAAAUCAAUAAAGCAAAACAAGAAAAAAAAUGGGAAAGAUAAAGGAAAUGAUGAAAAGAAGAGAUUACCUAAUUAUUUUCUUGCUAUACGAAUAUAUAAUCAGGAAAUUCAUGAAAAACUUUCUGCUUUACAGGAAACUAUUAAAAGUAUUAAUGCAGAUUUUGUACACAGCUUUGUGAAUGUAUCUACAUUGCAUGUUACUUUAAACGUUUUGAGUUUAAAUGACCUGCUUGAAAUAGAAAAUGCAAUCAAUGCUUUACACCUUGCUACCCAAAAGGUUUCUGAAAUUGUAAAGGAGUACACUGAGAGAACCUUAGAGUUUGAAGGGUUGGGUGAUUUUCGUGGACAAGUUGUUUUUGUAAAAUUAAAGCAUAAUAACACAGUUAAGUUUAUAGAAAAACUGGUGGAUGUUUUUAAAAAUUCAUUUAAGGAAUUGAAGGUACAUUAUCCUGCCAAUGAGAAAUUCACUCCCCAUUUAACUGUUAUGAAACUUAGCAAAUGUUUUAAGUUGAUGAAAAAGAAGGGAAUUAAACGUAUUCCACAAAAGAUGUAUAAAGCUUCCAAAGAUAGUCAUUUUGGUUUCGAUGAAAUUAAAGAUGUUUUGCUUUGCUCAAUGACUGAUAAAAAGGAUUCGAAUGGGUUUUAUAAAGUUGUUGCCUCUGUCAAUUUAGACACUAUGAAAGUAGCAAAACAUGUCAGUAAUGAAGACUUGGAUGUUGUUAGCCUAUCAACUUGGAAUGUUGUUGAAAGAGAUAUUUCAGUGACAGAAGAUAUUGAAGCAUCAUGGCACAUUGUAGACGAAGAUGAAAUCAAAGAAGCUAAAAAUGCAGUUGAUAAUAAAUCUUUUAAUUUUAGUAAUGAUAUGGAAAAGAAAAAUGAUAAAUAAUUACUCAAGGCAUGAGCUACAUGUAUCAAUAAAAGAAGACACUAGUAAACAUAUGGAGAUUUUUUCCCUUUUUGAGAGCAGCAAUUGGCCUUUGUUUAUGGAAUUGAUUGAAUAAGCUGAUUUCAUUGGAUUGGAUGUCAAACAUACAUACGUGCAUGGCCAAGUGAAUGUUUUUUAGUGAAGCUAGGAGAAUAUUAAAGUUCACAAACUGUAAAGCUGGCUGUAUAUAAACUUGGAUUAAAAAAAGAGGAAAAUUGAAAUAUUGGAUCAAAGUUUUAUUGUAUCGUGUUAGAGUUUAAAAUUUUCAUUAAGAAUCAUCGUUUAUAUAUCUUUUUAUAUAUAUUUUUAUAUAUAUUUUUUUAUAUAUAUUUUUAAGGUUCAAAAAUUGUUGAAAGGUUUUGAAAUGAAAUGGAAUUCUUUGUGUUCAAUUUAUAAUUUUAUUUUUAUCAUGAGUAGCUAUGUUGUAAUUCAUCUUGUAAUCCAAUUUUAUGGGUUAUAGAAAAUUCAUAUUUUUUAACAAUCACUUUAACGUUAUUAUGGAUUCGCUUGAAUUAUUAAAGUUAACGAAAUUUGAAUUAUUGAUGUGUAGAAAAUUUGCUGUAAUAAGCAAAUGUGAUGAGAUUUAAAACAUGGUGGAUUUUUAAAGCAUAGCUUGUUAUUUUAUGUUUAUUUAUGUUAUUAAAUGAUUUUACGUUCUUGUAAAUGAAUGCAGGUGAUAUGGUGACUUGCAAAAAUUAAACGCACUUCUUUA
Messenger RNA from Hydractinia symbiolongicarpus, 1891 nucleotides. RefSeq names its product A-kinase anchor protein 7-like. Gene Ontology annotation, cellular component: cytosol. Gene Ontology annotation, molecular function: protein kinase A regulatory subunit binding. NCBI's taxonomy places the organism in Eukaryota, Metazoa, Cnidaria, Hydrozoa, Anthoathecata, Hydractiniidae. The record is from RefSeq and is a predicted model, not a curated record. The transcript has 2 exons. The coding region runs from base 142 to 1140 and encodes 332 amino acids.